Oryctolagus cuniculus (rabbit) is the source of this 731-nucleotide messenger RNA. RefSeq names its product dynein light chain roadblock-type 1 (gene DYNLRB1). The record is from RefSeq and is a predicted model, not a curated record. Gene Ontology annotation, cellular component: cytoplasmic dynein complex. NCBI's taxonomy places the organism in Eukaryota, Metazoa, Chordata, Mammalia, Lagomorpha, Leporidae. Gene Ontology annotation, biological process: microtubule-based movement.
GGCUCCUGAUAGGCCCUCGAACCUGUCUGUUUUGACGUGCUGCGCAGGCGCAGAAAGACAAGAGACUAGGCUGUGUGUUCGCGAAGCUGAGCCCCUGGAUCUGUCUGACAUGGCGGAGGUGGAGGAGACACUGAAGAGACUUCAGAGCCAGAAGGGGGUGCAGGGGAUCAUUGUGGUGAACACAGAAGGUAUCCCCAUCAAGAGCACCAUGGACAACCCCACAACCACACAGUACGCCAACCUCAUGCACAACUUCAUCUUGAAGGCGCGGAGCACGGUGCGUGAAAUUGACCCCCAGAAUGACCUGACCUUCCUUCGAAUUCGCUCCAAGAAAAAUGAAAUUAUGGUUGCACCAGAUAAAGACUAUUUCCUGAUUGUAAUUCAGAACCCAACUGAAUAAGCCAUUCUCUUGGCUCCUUGUCAUUCCCUAAUUUAAUGCCCCUACGAGAUAAUGUUGUGUCAACUGGCUGGCGCAUGGAAGUUGCCUUGCAGCCCGCGUAAACCAACCUGAGACCAAGGGCGGGCUGCUCGGCCCACCCCUCCCCAGGGACCCCUCUGCUGCGCCGCCGGCCACCCCUGGAGCUCCUGGAAGAGGGCCCUCCCUCUUUCUCACUUCCGUUUUGGAGCAAGAGCUUGUGAGAAGCCCACACCCAGCUUCCUUCUGACCUUCAGAUCAUCUUGUCGCCCUUGGCAAAGGCUGUUUUUCUUUAACUAAAAAUAACCAAAAUGCA